Molecule: messenger RNA, 1880 nt
Organism: Strongylocentrotus purpuratus (purple sea urchin)
Lineage: Eukaryota; Metazoa; Echinodermata; Echinoidea; Camarodonta; Strongylocentrotidae
Product: ataxin-3
Exons: 8
Coding region: 439-1527 (362 amino acids)
Biological process (GO): protein deubiquitination
Cellular component (GO): nucleus
Molecular function (GO): cysteine-type deubiquitinase activity
Source: RefSeq, a predicted model, not a curated record
GGCGUAUUUUGCAGGAAUAUGGAAUAUGGAUCCUCUUCUUAAUACCAUACAAGCACGUGCAUUCGCCUAAAAAUUGCCAUAAUUCUAUCUCAAACUAGAUGUAAAAAAUACCAUCACGGCCUAAUAAACUCUCCCUGCUUCCACACCCGGCUUAAGCUUUAGACUUUACGUGCACCUGUACCUCAUCUUACCUGCAAAUAAAAAUCAGGUAACACUACGUACAAGUACAUACCGGUAACGUUAGGCCAGCCCUCGCCGCCGCGCCCCGCGCGAGAGAGCUAGAGCCAUUGGAGAUUGAGAUUGCAUUGAGAUGGCAUAUGCAAGGAGCUAGAGGCCAAUAAAUCAUUACGGUACUCUUGGUCAGUAUCAGGAACUAGUGUGAGGAUUUGGAAGAAGUUCUAGAAGAAGCCACCAAACUACUAAAACUUUAGGAGGAGAAUGGAUUCAAUAUUCCAUGAAAAGCAAGAGGGAUCACUGUGUGCCCAGCAUUGUCUAAAUUCUUUACUGCAAGGUUCCUACUUUAGUGCAGUAGAUCUUGCCUCCAUUGCUCAGGAUCUAGAUGAUGUAGAAGGGGCUCACAUGGCUGAAGGUGGAGUGGACUCGGUAGAAUACCUCAGGUUCCAAGAACAACCAUCCACAAAUAUGGAUGACAGUGGCUUCUUCUCUGUGCAAGUCAUCAGUAAGGCUCUGUUCGUAUGGGAACUUGUCAGUAUUCCCAUUGGUAGUUCAGAGGCUGGUAUAGCUUCAGUUUAUCCUGAGAGAGAAUGUGCCUUUAUAUGCAACUUUCGGGAGCACUGGUUGACGAUUAGGAAGCUUGGGAAUCAGUGGUUCAAUCUGAAUUCUCUGUUGACUGGUCCAGAACUGAUAUCAGAUACAUAUUUAAGCAUGUUCCUUGCUCAGCUGCAAAAGGAAGGCUACUCCAUAUUUGUGAUUCGUGGCAGUCUACCAGAGUGUGAAGCAGACCAGCUACUACGGCUCAUACCUGCCGUUCAGACCCAUCCACCAAAGCUCCUUUCCGACGACGCCCAGUCUUCAAAUCAGAAGGCAUCCACUGGGGUCGGUGUGACCCAGGAUGACCUUCAGAAGGCGCUAGAGGCAAGCAGGGGUUUUACCUCGGGGUACAAAGGAGACGACGAGCUUCAAGCUGCGAUACAACUAAGUCUACGAGGAACAGAAAAUCAAGUUUCAGAGGCAAGUGAACCUGUCAAUCAGGAUGAACUGAGGAGGAAAAGAGAAGCUUUUUUCAACAGACAAAACCCCGGGCCUACACAAUCGUCAGCUGCAAGCAAUCAGUCCACACCCUCAGAAGUGCCUUCCACGUCAAAAGAGGAAGAAAAGAGAGAACUCUCCACAGCCAAGGAGAGAGUUGAAAGCAAUACCAACAACUCUGCCAAGACCUCUAGCCCAUCCUGUACAGUCGUGGCUGAACAGGAAACGGGAGAACUACUGGACAGUGGUAUGACCGAAUCAGCCAUGUUAGAAGCAGCCAUCAAAAUGUCGAUAGAAUCAGUGGAACAGAAAACGUGAGAAUUAGCAUCAAAAUAGCUCAUAGUCAUCCAUGAUAGAAGCGUUUGGAAUGCGUGGAAUGGAAAACAAAAGAAGCUUCAGAAUAACUUUGCCAAGAAUUCUGCCAAAAAAGCCGUGUUAGAGGCUGCCAUCAUUACGCUGUGGAACGGAAAACAUGAAGAGCACCAUAAAAGCUGAAAUGCUGAUAAUUUCAUAGGAAUGUGUAGAAUGUAUGAAAUAGGAGAUGAGAGGAGAAGCAUCAGGAAUUGGGUACUUUAAAGCCCCACUGUCCUACUUGUAGCUACUUGCUCCCUCUAUAUAGAAAACUUCCCCAAUCGGUGCCUGUUGGUCCCCCAUGAUCCUCUAUUUCUUAU